Molecule: messenger RNA, 1482 nt
Organism: Diplodia corticola
Lineage: Eukaryota; Fungi; Ascomycota; Dothideomycetes; Botryosphaeriales; Botryosphaeriaceae
Product: monoamine oxidase n
Exons: 3
Coding region: 1-1482 (493 amino acids)
Molecular function (GO): oxidoreductase activity
Source: RefSeq, a predicted model, not a curated record
AUGACGUCCCGCGACGGCUACCUUUGGACUGAACAGGCUGGCCUUCGUCCCGGCAUUCCAUCCAUUGGGGUCAUUGCGCCUGCGACAAACGUUACAUCCCCAAAUGCCUUCUACGAUGUGGUCGUCAUCGGCGCAGGCUACUGCGGUCUUACUGCAGCCAGAGAUGCCAGUCUCUCUGGCCUGAACGUUCUACUUCUGGAGGCUCGCGACCGCAUUGGCGGUCGUUCAUGGUCCUCCAACAUCGACGGCUAUCCUUUUGAGAUGGGAGGUACCUGGGUGCACUGGGGUCAGCCUCAUGUAUGGCGUGAGAUUUCCCGGUACCAGAUGCAAAACGAGCUUAAGACCUCGUUUGACUUUUCUCACGGCGUCAAUCACUUCCAGCUGAAUACCGCCGGUGGAUCUGCGACCAUGAGCCAUGAAGAAGAGGAUUCUCUUUUUGCGUCGGCUUUGGGGAAGUUCGUCAACGUCGACGGCGCCUUUGGCAGAAACAUCAUGCCGCAACCAGCCAACAUGUUCCACGUUCCUAAGGCCAGAGAGUUGGACAAUCUAUCCGCACAAGACCGCAUCGACGCAAUCGCGCCUUUGCUCUCCCCAAACGAGCGUGCGGUGCUGGAGGGUUUCGUCCUGCUCUGCAGCGGCGGCACCCUGAAGGGAAUGAGCUUCCUGGAGUUCCUCCAUUGGUGGGCCAUCUGCGGUUACACCUACCAGGGCUGCCUCGACUACCUGAUCACCUACAAGUUCAGCGGUGGCCAAUCAAGCUUCGCCAUCAACUUCUUCAAAGAAGCUCUCUCCACCAAGAGGCUCUCGUACGCCUUCAGUACGCCCAUCAAGUCGGUCAACGACAAGGGUAGCAAGGUCGAGGUGACGGCCCGGAACGGUCACACAUACCAGGCAGCCCGCAUCAUCUGCACCGUCCCGCUGAACGUGCUCAGCACUGUAUCCUUCGACCCCCCUCUGCCAGCAGGCAAGUGCGCAGCCAUCGGCGUCGGCCACGUCAACCAAUGCGUCAAAGUCCACGCCGAAGUCGGGGACAAGGCCAUGCGCUCGUGGACGGGCGUCACGUACCCGUCGAACCCGCUUAUCUAUGCCAUUGGCGACGGCACAACGCCCGCGGGCAACACGCACGUCGUCGCCUUUGGCGCGGACCAGCACCAUAUCCAGCCUGAGGAGAAGCUGGCCGAGACGUUCGCGGCGGUGCAGAACCUGGCACCGGGCAAGAUGGACGCUGUGCGGCGGCUGGUGUUCCACAACUGGUCGAAGGACGAGUUUGCCAAGGGGGCGUGGUUCUUCUCGCCGCCGAAGCUGUUGGCCGACCACUUGGAGGAUAUGCGGGCUCGUCAUGGUAAUGUAUACUUUGCCAGCUCCGAUUGGGCUCUUCUGUGGCGAAGCUUCAUCGACGGCGCUAUCGAGGAGGGUGCAAGAGCUGCGAUGGCGGUCAAGACGGAGCUGGCGGAAGCAGACAAGGUGAAUCUGCGUUUGUGA